Messenger RNA from Papilio polytes (common Mormon), 3258 nucleotides. RefSeq names its product sorting nexin-17 (gene Snx17). The record is from RefSeq and is a predicted model, not a curated record. Gene Ontology annotation, biological process: intracellular protein transport. Lineage: Eukaryota; Metazoa; Arthropoda; Insecta; Lepidoptera; Papilionidae. Gene Ontology annotation, cellular component: early endosome. The transcript is spliced from 8 exons. The coding region runs from base 170 to 1621 and encodes 483 amino acids. Gene Ontology annotation, molecular function: phosphatidylinositol binding.
AACAUUGGAACAUCUCGUAUCGAAACAUCAGCGGAGGGAGUAAAUAAAUCACAAUCAAUUUUUUGAUUUCCUAGGUAGCAGAGUCUAGGAAGAAACAUUAUAAAAAAAGUCAGAUUUUAUAGCUAUUGAUUAUAAUGUGUAGUGCCGAGAUAUAAUAUUGUUCGUGAAAAUGCAUUUUUCGAUCCCAGACGUGCAACAAUUCCGUGAUGAUAAUGGAAUCACUUAUACGGGAUAUAAUAUUUACAUCGAUGGGUUUUUUCAUUGUGCUACGCGAUAUAAACAACUGCUUAGUCUACAUGAACAGCUUCAGGCACAAAAUCCUUACCUCAAGCUACCACAGUUUCCUCCAAAAAAACUCUUCCUUACAAAUUCUCAGAUUGAAGAAAGAAGAGUUCUAUUAGAAAAAUACAUACAAUUAGUGGGACAAAAUCCUAUUUUGGCAUACUCUGAUAUACUCACAACAUUCCUUUUUUCGGCUCAACAAGAAACUCACUGUGUCCGAGUGCAUGAAGUUGAUAUAGAAAUAUUUUUAAUGAAUGGCUAUAGAAUACCAUUGUCAGUAUCAUCAACGGAUGCCUCCGGUGCUGUCUUAGAUAUAGCCUGUAAUUACAUUAAUUUAUCAAAAGACUUUAUAAAGUUUUUCUCUUUAUACUUAUUCAAUUGGAGCUGUGCUAAAGAUGGUCAGCCAUGCUUGAAAAAGCUAGAGGAAUAUGAAUCUCCAUACAUAUCUCAGAAGUAUGUUAGACCUGAUGAUAAAAUUGUGCUUAGGAAAAGUUAUUGGGAUCCAUGCUAUGACACAGAUGUGAUGUCAGAUAGAGUGUCAUUAGACCUGUUAUAUUUACAAACAAUACAAGAUAUUGAUUUAGGAUGGAUUGUAGUAAAUUCACAAACAAGGGAUGUUUUAAAUUCACAUGAAUCAAGGAAAGAAAAGAAAGAGUACAUAGAAGUGGCCCGUAGCUGCCGGUACUACGGCAGAGUGCCCGCGGGCGAGGCGGUAACGGAAGCGCACAACGUGACGGGCGGAGCGUCUAGCGGAGCGGGUGGCGGGCCGUGCCGCGUUCGUGUCUCCCUCGCCUCGAAAGAACUGACGCUAACCAGCGUGACGCAACCGUCUCGGGAGCAACGCUACAAAGUUACCAGGAUGAGAUGCUGGAGGAUAACCACUUUGCAUACCAUGGAGAAACCACAGACUAACGGCCAUGGUUCUCUAUUAGACGACACCAAUAAGCAUUUCGAACUCUCAUUUGAAUAUCUUAUAAGUAAAGACAAUCUCGAAUGGAUCACGUUAAGGACAGAACACGCAAUAUUCAUAAGUGUCUGCUUACAGUCGAUAGUGGACGAGCUGAUGCGUCAGAAGAGCGGGUGCGGCCCGUCGUCUCCGCGGUGCAAGCGCGGCGGCCUCACCUACCUGCGCCGCGACGGCUCCAGCCACCUCGUCACCCCCUCCUCCUCCAGCGACACGCUCAGCUCGCUCAAUGGAGAUUCAAUGACAUCCGGCAGUUCGCGGGAAAUAUUUUCCGUUCAGAAAUUAACAGAAAAAUUCGCGUCCGUCUCCUUCAAGACGGGUAAAGAUUGUGUUGAAAACAACGCCUUUGAAGCGAUAGGAGAUGAGGAAUUGUAAAUAACUUCGGUUUUUAUCAAAGUUGCCAAUGAUAUAUGUAAAAAUAAAAAAAAAUCCACUGUACAGUUGAAAAACUAUUUUAUGUAGAUAUUUCGAUUAAUUCCUUUGUGGCUAUGAAUUCUAAAAUUGGCUGCCAUCCUUGCCAAGUUAUUCCUAAAUUCUAAAAAUUGUUAUUUUUGUAUACGAUAAAGAUUUUAUUUACGUUAUAUGAAAUCAAUAAUACCAAUUAAUACCAUCCAUUGUGGCGUUGUCCAGGUUUUUUUACAAUUUUUCAUAUGUAAAACAUAUCUUUAGGCCUAAUUGAUAUCAUUAUUUAGGUUAGAAUAAUUAGGAUAGAAUAAAUAUUUGUUAGUGAUGUUUGUAAUAAGAUGUAUGACGUCAUAUGUCUUAAACUAAAAUGUAAUCGAAUUUUAUCAACAGGUUUUGUCUAUAUUUACAUUUAUUACAUAAGUAUUGUAAAUCUAGUUUAAGCAUUUUUUUUUACUCUAUUUCCACUCAAUAUUAAUACUCAUGUAAUAUACUUGGAGAAAUAAAGCGCAUAUUUUAAAUAUUGCAUAAAAUUUUUGUUACAUAAAGUAUUUGUAAUACUAACGAAACUCGAAUAUCUAGGCAUAGAUAAUAGUGCCAUUUUUUAACAUCUAACCUAAUAUAUGAAAAUUUCAAGAUAUAAUUUUGUCAUUUAUAAAAAAAAUCGGUUUACCUGUUUCCGUUCUACAUGUAUUGUUUAAAUUAAUAUAAGCUACCAUGAUUAUACCAGAUUGAUUUUUAGUAUUUAAAUAAAUUGUAUAUAAUAUAAUAUAAUUAUCUAUUCCAAUUACAAAUGUAAAUUGGAAGUUAUGUUUAGAUAUUAUAUAUAUCAUCUCCCCUGCCUUAUCAUACUCCUGUAGUGUCGGCGCACCGGGUUUUCCUCCUCCGAAUAACUCUACCAUCCGUCAUCUCUCCCUUCUUGAUCAUGUCACCUGAUAUACAGUCUAUACUAAUAGACGACAGAUGUGUAACCUAUAAUCAUUUUGUACAACAUUGGUAUGUAAUAUAAUUUGAUGUCUCGUUAUUCCGAAGUCAGUAUUCAGAAAUGUACCCAUACAUUAUAUAUGUUCUUUAAUAAUAAAAAAAUGGCUUAACCAAGAAUAUGAAUAUCAUGAUCUGUGGGCCAUUGAAUUGCCUUUUAUAUUAUGUAAAUGUAUGUGCAUAAGUUAUUACUUCCAUAUUUUUCUGGAAUUUGUUGAGGAUUUUAUAACUAAAAAUAUUACAAACUAACUGUUGUCCGCGACUUCAAUAAAAAGGUGCCUAUAAUAUACUUGUCUAUGUCCAGCUACCCUCCAGUGAAAGUCUGGUCGAAACCGGCCCAGCCAUUUCGGGGUUUACCCAAAACAAAUGCGGCUUGCGGAAAGACAGAAAAAAAAAAUCUAAAUGAGAUUUUCGUUAUCAUGCAAAUACAUUAUUUUCCUGAAGUCUGAUGUUACAAAUAGACACUCCAUUUUUAUUAUAUAUAUAGAUACAAUAUCGAUUUUGUAUCUGUAAUAUUAACUAUCAAAGUGAGUAGUAAAUAUUGUGAUUUAUUGUCAGAGAUUUAAAUUAUACAUUUAAUAAAAAAAUGAUACUUUUUUAUGCCUUUAUAAUUAUGUUUGUAUAGAUUA